GUCGCAGGAGGAGACGACUUCACUCAGUGAUUGACAGCGGAGGGGGCAGAGCCAACAGUCUUCAGAGAGCAGCCAUGUUGGUUCUGGUCCAGUUACUGAUGAUGAUGAUGAUGAUGAUGAUGAUGAUGAUGAUGAUGAAGAGUGAGGUUGUCUCAGAGAACAUCACUGUGACUGCACAGAGUGGUGACCCCGUCCUGCUGUCCUCAGACCAGCUGAAGACCAGGACAGACGACAGGUGGGACAUCAGGUGGACUCACCUCCAUUUGAUGUUGUCGCUGAAGAAUAACGUGACCACGUGUCACCACGGACGCUGCAACCUGCUGAGUGACGGCUCGCUGAGGUUCACCACGGUUCAGCCUGAAGACGCUGGAAACUACAGCCUGGAGGUGUUUCACAGGAACGGAAACAUUCUGAUGAGGACGCACUUCCUGCUGAGGGUGGAAGUGAAGAGUUCACACAUGUGGCUGUGGAUCUGUUGCCUCCUCCUGGUCUUACUGCUGCUUGUCUUCAUCAUCCUCUUUGUCCUGAGGAAGAGGAAUCAGAAGAAGACCACACGUAACAAGGAGGAAAACGUUUAUAUACCAAUGCACAGUUACCAUGGCAACAAGAGGACAUUUGGCAAGCAGGAGGGAGGGGAGGAGUCUCCUUAUGUUCCUUGUAAUCCCGCUGGUUCCAUGAAAACGUUGAUUUCACAGCAGAUGUCUAUGGAUGCAGAAGACGUCUACGAGUGACAACCAAUCAGAGGUCACCUGGAUAUCACAAAUCACUUUUAUUCAGAGGCUUCGACUGAAGCUUACCAGAUUAGAAACCCUUCUUGUGAUAAGCUCCCAUCAUCAGCGGAGUACCUUAAUGCUCCAUUUUAAAGGGAUAGUUCACCCAGAAAAUUCCCCCAUU
Messenger RNA from Hippoglossus stenolepis (Pacific halibut), 894 nucleotides. RefSeq lists its product as uncharacterized. The coding region runs from base 75 to 731 and encodes 218 amino acids. The record is from RefSeq and is a predicted model, not a curated record. NCBI's taxonomy places the organism in Eukaryota, Metazoa, Chordata, Actinopteri, Pleuronectiformes, Pleuronectidae. The transcript has 6 exons.